This is a messenger RNA of Mucor velutinosus, 2523 nucleotides long. RefSeq lists its product as uncharacterized. The coding region runs from base 1 to 2523 and encodes 840 amino acids. The transcript has 8 exons. The record is from RefSeq and is a predicted model, not a curated record. Gene Ontology annotation, molecular function: metalloendopeptidase activity. Lineage: Eukaryota; Fungi; Mucoromycota; Mucoromycetes; Mucorales; Mucoraceae. Gene Ontology annotation, biological process: proteolysis.
AUGUCAACUCGCCCCUCAAGGUUGUCUAAAAUUGAAACGAUCGAUAAUCCAACCAUCACAUUCAAUCAUCAGGGUUUCCAUGGCAACAAGAGACAUGUGUAUGAUGACAACGGCUCAACGAUACAGUAUCAUGAUCAAUUUAAUCUGGAAUUUACGGCAUUUGAUAUAUCAAUCUCUCUUUCGCUUUCACCAAACUUUGAUUUGUUUCAUCCAGAUGCUCAAUUGACUGUAUUCAAUACAGACGGAUCACCACAGACAAUCGAAAAAGUAGCUCCUCAUGAAUACUUUGUCUUCAAGGGCCAUGCCAACAACAAAGAGCAUCAGUGGGCUCGAAUUCUACUGAGAAAAGAUUUAGAACACACGACACCUAUUUUUGAGGGUGCAUUUACCGUUGAUUCAGAUAUAUACCACAUCAAAACUGCUCCCAAUUAUCACUUGACAAAACGCAGCGAUGACCCUGUGUCGAUGAAUCAACACUCCAAGAUGAUUAUUUAUAGAGAUUCCGAUCAAUUCAUGGUAGAAGAUCAGGAAGAAUCUGAAUUAUUAGAAAAGCGACAUGGAAGAAAAGACGAUAUCAUGUGCGCUAUGGAAGAAUUGGCUUACAACAGACGUAUGACUGGAUCUCACGCUGCUCCUACCGCCUCCAACACAAGCAGUAACGCAUUCUCCAAUCUAUGGGAGAAACGAGACAUCGAUGUAUUCUCUGCUGUUGCUGUUCCAUCAUCCUCGCCCUCCGCAGUUACACAGGGAUGUCCCACAGCUAGAAAGAUUGCAUACAUGGGUGCUGCUGCCGAUUGCUCGUAUGUUUUGUCGUAUGGCAGUGUUCGCUACGCAAAAUUACAGAUGAUCAAUGACUGGAACGUCGCUUCUGCUGUUUAUGAAAAGACGUUCAAUGUGUCAUUGGGAUUGAUCUACUUACAAAUUUCUGUGCCUGAAUGUCCAGCAAAGCCCAAGUCAAGUAUUGCAUGGAAUCAGGAAUGCUCAAAUUACUAUUCUAUCAAUGAUCGUCUUAGUGAUUUCAGUCUCUGGAGAGGGACCAAGGGUGAUGAUGGUGCUGCAUUAUGGCAUUUAAUGACCAAGUGCGCAACGGGCGUCAAAGUAGGGAUUGCGUGGCUGAGUCAGCUGUGCGAGACUCAAGUAUCGCAGCAGAUUGAAGAUGAUGGAUCGUAUGAGUGGGUAUCAGGCACAGGCGUGUCUUCAAUCACAAGAGAUGAAUGGAAGGUGGUGGCACACGAAGUAGGCCAUGGUUUUGGAGCUAUUCAUGAUUGCACUUCGCGAAUGUGCCCUUGUAAGGGUGAAUGUGGCUGUUGUCCCCUCAGUGAUACAGUGUGCAGUGCAGGAGAUACAUAUUUGAUGAACCCUACCAGCAAUGUCUCGACAAACGACUUUAGCCCUUGCUCUGUGUCUGAUAUUUGCAAUACAUUUCCCAAUAUUGGAUACUGUUUAAAGUUGCCUGACCUGAGAACAGGUGGCUCAUUUUCACUCUGCGGCAAUGGUAUACUGGAACCUGGGGAGGAAUGCGAUUCAGGACUUACUGAUAGUGAUUGCUGCUACGCAAGAACAUGUAAAUUGAAGCCGAAUGCCAUUUGCGAUGAUUACAGUAAUCAGUGCUGCUUGAAUUGUACGAUUGCACCAAAAGAGACUAUCUGCAGACCUGCCGUUUCUGAAUGUGAUUCAACAGAAUACUGCACAGGAGAAUCUAGUCAGUGUCCUGUUGAUUUAUUCGACGCUGAUGGAUCAGAUUGUGCAAAUGGCACUAUGAAAUGUGCUUCUGGAAUAUGCACUUCGAGGGAUCAACAGUGCAUGGCUCGUGGAUUACGUCAAAAUAUCAGCGAACAGUGCUCUUUUCAGAAGGAUUCAUGUCUUAUCAGCUGCACAGACCCAAAAGAUCCGAGAAAUUGUUUGAUGCUGAGCGGCAUGUUUCUAGAUGGCACUGAAUGUGGAUUAGCUGGAUUCUGUCAGAAGGGUACCUGUGUUGGCACUGGAGCUUUGAACACGCUCAAGGCUUGGACUGCACAGAACAAAGCGAUUGCUAUUCCAGUUUACAUAUUCGGUAGUAUUGGUGUGCUGCUCAUCAUUGGCUGGAUCGUUUGGUUUAUUCGACGACGAUACAAAUGCAAAAUACUGCUAUCUGAAAAGGACAAGGACUCACGACCCAAUUCCAUCAUCAGUUAUCCACCCUUGGCAGCAUCCAAAUCACCUGCUGCUGCAAACACCACUCUGGUGCCAAAUCAUACGAUGAAAAGAGAAUCACAAAUUAUACCAUUCCCUAUCAAUUCUAUACCCUCUUCUCUAUUACAGCAAUCAUCACAUAAUACCAGCACAACAGCAGAGAUCGAGCUUGAAAAUCUAUCUAUUCCAACUAAUAAUAUCAACAACCUUGUAAAUACACCUGUCAGUAGCAACAAUGGAUCUUCCAGAAGAAACACUUUAUUUUUGCCACCUACUAACACUUCAAAUAUUAAUGAUCAUCGUUCUAACUCUGCUGGGACUCAUAGAAGAGGAAAAUCGAAUAUAGAAUAA